UUACUAUAUAAAACUGAUAAGCAAAAUGUGUCAAAGCUUCAUAACUCAAUGGCACGAGUCCUUCAGCUAACAUGAAAAGGUUACAAAAAAGUACUUUCAUUUUAUUGAACAUGACGAAACGAUCUUCUGUAAACAAUCUAACAGAUAUGUUUAGAGCCAUAGGAAGCAUGACAAAAGUAAGGAGGUAUGUACAGUAGCAUUUACAGCACAUCGAUAACUGCAGUCAAACAGGCUGAGAAAAAAAGCUGCUGAAACUUUUCUGUACAUCAUGGGAACUUUCACACCUGCAGUCAAAACGUUGGAGCUGUCGACUCCUGGAAUUGAGGGUUUGUGUCAAUGAACUCUUAAUCUGCAACUAAAUGUGUUUAGGUACGUGGCACUGAACGCUCCAGAGUAAAUGACCGAGGAAAAUGACAGGAUGUCGCUUCAUGCUAAACAAACAAGUAAAUCAAUGUUUAGAAAAUAUUUUAUGUACACAUUCAAAUAAUGCAUUAAUCAAGCUCAGCUUUCCAUUUAAGAACAUUUUCAGAACAUUGGUAUUGGUAAAAAAAAAUUGGUAAAAAACUAUUAUAAAAAACUACUAAACUACAAUGUACUAUGUGGAAUAUAAUAUAGCAUUUCAGCAAAAUGUCAGUGUCACAUGUACAAUAAUUUUCCUUUAUUGUAGAAAAUUUAUCAGAAGGCACAACAUCUGCACUUAAAAUGCACUCCGACUAAAGGGCAAAUAUUCCCAAGAUAUCUGAUGUGCUUGGUCCUUGAACAUUAAAACAAGCAUGUGAUGCACAGCAUAAUCUUAUCAAUGGUUAUAUGUCUCACUGACUUUUACAAAGGAGGGCUGUUAACUUAAGUCAUAUUUUCCAUCAUUGGGGCAGUCGGAACAAAAUGUACAUGGAGGUUGAAACACGUGAGUGUUUCCAGCUGUGAGCAGGUAUAUAUGGAGGUGUGGGUUGUUCCCUGAGACCAGAGUGCUCACAAGUUCUCCUCAGGUUUUUCCUAAAGCUUCUGAACAUGAACUCCAUCAGUGUACUGUCCUGCCUCAGCCUGCUGCUGGCUGCCGCCGCCGCCCAGGAAGCAAAACCAUGCGUUUCUCCAGGGCUGAUGAGUGGAGGUAUCAGUGUGAUGGGUCCCAAUGGAUUGGUCAUGUAUACAGGAACAAUAAGCUAUGAUGCUUUUGGUCAGAGGAUGCGGGUUAGAAACUAUGGGGUUGUCGGCAAUCAGACCUUUGCUAUGGACCAGCUGAUGCUUUUCGGGCAGAAAGUCUACUAUGAGAUCAACUGGAGCAAAUUGUCCUGCAAGAAGAAAGCACUGGAUACCUCCUUCAUUCCCAUGCAUGUUCCCUCUGAUGCUAAACUGAUGGGGCAGGUAUUCAUGGGCUCCUCUUCCUCCUGGGGAAUGGGCGUGCUCGUCAACACCUGGUAUGGAGACCUGCCACACAAUGGCAAGUACAUGACUGUCUUCAGUGAGAUUGGCUGCAUCCCUAUGACCUUCACUGCCUACUCACCAGAAUCUGGGUGGACCACAGUCAGCACCUUUAACUGGGUUUUGGGCAACACAAACCCCAUGGACUACUUCCCUCCCUUCUUCUGUUCCAAGUCUCAACUGGAGGAGACAGAGAAGCCACAUAACAUGUUCACUGCUUUGGAGUCUCUGGCCAUGAAGACCAAGAAAGAGGAAUAAACGUCUGGAGCGUGUCGCUAAGAUAAUCACUGACUCUGCUCUCAACAGGGCAGCAGAUCUACAUUUGACCCAGAUGAUUGAUUAUUUUGAUUAACAUACAUUUCCACACAACAAGUCACAGGGAUGUAUGCAAAGUUAUCUUAAUACAUUCUUGGGAAACUACUCAGCCCAUUGCAUUGUUGUAAUGAGGCAAAGCCCACACAGCCCAUUCAUUGGUACUGCAGGUUAAAGGAAGCUAUAAGAUGGUGGGAUAGUCGGAACAAAUGUGGACUGUUAGAGUGAGGUACGCAGUAAGAACUAAAGCAAGUCAUGUAUGUAACUGUAUACGUGCUAUGUGUUCCAUCUGUCAGUCUCUUUAAUAACACCAAUUAAAAGCAUUAAAUAUUUCUGUAGUUAUUGGGAGUUGGAUGCUUGAAUGCA
Molecule: messenger RNA, 2097 nt
Organism: Scatophagus argus
Lineage: Eukaryota; Metazoa; Chordata; Actinopteri; Scatophagidae
Product: ependymin-like
Exons: 6
Coding region: 1009-1677 (222 amino acids)
Biological process (GO): cell-matrix adhesion
Cellular component (GO): lysosome; extracellular region
Molecular function (GO): calcium ion binding
Source: RefSeq, a predicted model, not a curated record